AUGCAUUAUUUACCGCUAGCUGCCAUAGACGCGGAAUAUGAAGAGAAACUUGCUGAAGAAAUAAAAAAAAAGUUAAGUCAAAAAGAAAUUGAAAUGGAGGGAUUAAUUCAAGAGAGGCUCAAGAAUGAGGUGGAACAUUUGAAAGACCGAUUCGAAUUCAUACUGCAAAAUGAACAAGUAAGAACUUCGUACAUGUUACGAGAAGCACACAGAGAACGCAAAGAGAAGAUAUCAGCUCUUCAAACUCAGCUGGAAUGCAAGAACUUGGCAGGUUUGAUGUACAUCAUGUGCUCUGAGAGACGGAAGAGUAAACUUGAAAAAAUGAAGUUAACUGAAGAAUACACCAAUUAUAUACAAGGCUUACAGAAUAUUUUAGCUGAGAGCCAAUCUCUUAUACUGCGUCUCUCGCGAGGUUACAAGACUGCAGCUAGAGUAGAUAACGAAUGGCGGGAGAAGAUGAUGAAAGUUGUUAAACAUUUCCAAAAUUUCGUAAACAAUUUCGUCGGAGGAACUCCAGAAGCGAACCAGUUUCUGCUCGAUUUACCAGCCUUAUUUAAGAUAGAUGCACCCAUAGAAGAUAAUCCCCAAGAAGAUCCAUGCGAGGAUGAAGAAAUUUCCGUUAAAGAAGAAAUUGAGCCUAGUAAGCAAUGGUGGGAGAUGGUGGAUGAUGAAAAUCGACCAUUCGUCAUGUUUGGAGAUAUGGCUGACUUCAAUCCGCCGCAACGCAGAGAAGUAUUAAAAUCUGUGAAAGCUGCUAAAUCAGCGCCAAAGAAGUGGAAAGAAUACGUUUUCAACGAAAUGUUCCUGAAAUCGAAAUGUCCACACUCGCACGUCAUAAAGAAUGAAUACUUGAGAGGAAUGCCUUCGCCCGGAAAAUGGGAGUGCACCCAAACAGAACAUCAGACAUUAUCGCAUGGAUCCGAAACGAGCCGACGUAUAACAACCGCUUCUGUUGACAUCCGAGCCAACAUGGGGUCUAUCUUAAAAAUGAUCACGUCAAAUGGAACACCACAUACACAUAAAAAUACACUACUCGGAGCAAGAGAUUCCAUGGAAAUUGCAUCUACAACAAAAUUGGACUCAAUCUUCAAUGAAAUGUAUUCGGAAGCAGGACCAGAAAAUGAAGACGUAGAAGAGCAUGAACCGGUACCGAGGGAGACCACGUCUCAAAUGGAAGAUGAAGAAGUCGGCGAUGAAUCAAUGUCAACCCUUGGAAGCGUACAUAACGACAGCUUGCAAAUAAUUUCACACGUGCCAGACUUUGAUCACAAGAUUAAUUACGAAAAGAUUUGUCCAAUGGAGAAAUGUCAGAAGUUACAAGUGGACUCGUUCAUACGGAGUCUCCCCGCAUAUAUGCGUACCAGUCCGUUCACGCACAUUGAACAGACUUACGAUGAAUACGAAGCUUGCUCGCCAGAACAACUGGAAAUCCUAAAAAAGAGGAUAGAAGAGAAGAAAAAGAGAGAAAAGGUUGAUUUCGUUGUAACAGAAAUAAAUCCUCUGCUAUCCUGGACGCCCAGUCUAGAUGGAGUAGCCGUGCAGACAUCAGACAUAUCAAUGUCGUUACCACCCUGCACCUGUCGAGUACCAAGUCCAUCACCAGUGUCAAGCACACAACACGUCUUUACUGUGGCAGAUUUGAUUCCCGUUAAACAAAAAGUUAACGAAAUCGAUGCGGAAUGUUUCUUCGAUGAUAGCAUUGAAUUUAAUCGGUUCAAAGUUAUUGGACGAGAUGAAAGUAGAGAAAAUACGUAUGAUAAGGUUAAGAAUUCUACCAGAAAUAGAUUGGAUGAGAUCAAAAACAUAUUAAAACAACACCCAAGCCUGUACGACAUAUUUCAAGCAAAUAUUCGUUGUUGA
Molecule: messenger RNA, 1860 nt
Organism: Vanessa tameamea
Lineage: Eukaryota; Metazoa; Arthropoda; Insecta; Lepidoptera; Nymphalidae
Exons: 15
Coding region: 1-1860 (619 amino acids)
Source: RefSeq, a predicted model, not a curated record